UGGGGAGGUGGCGCGGAGGGGAGCCGGGCGGGAGCGGGCCGGGCCUGAGGGGAGCGGCUGUGACACGAUCGCGUCUGACAGGGCCGGGUCGGGUCUGACGGGAUCGGGGAGCUCCGGGCGCGCAGAGGGGAGCAGCCCGCCGCCCCCCGGCCUCUACGUGAGCGACCGGUAGCGCCCAGCAGCCGGCGGGGUCUGCGCUUCCCCUUCCUCCCGGGGCUUUCCGCGGAGCUGGGAAUGGUGCAGCUGUGCGGCACGCGGCGCCUCGGCCACAGCGCGGCUUAGCGACCAGCGGGUCCCUCGUAAGUCGUCUAGGGAGGCCUUCCACGGCGGCGUUUUAAUUACACGCGGUGUAAAUGCGCGCAGGGCUGGUUGUGUUGUGGGAGGGGCGCUUUGAAGUCGUGCUCAGCUGCUAGUGCAACUGUUACGUGCUGCUUUUUUUAAGUUUUUUUUUAAUUCUGGGAAAGGGGAGCCAAACGCUUGUGUUUUGUUUUGUUUUGUUUUGUUUUUUUUAUCAGCUUUUGUAAUUCACUGUGGCUGAAUAUGCUCAGCAAUGGGCCAAUAUGUGCUGGGGAGGCUCUCCAAAUUUCACUCUGAAAGUGGGAGAUGACAAGGCGCUAAGCUUACAGCUCCGUUUCUUACAAAAUCGUUAACGGGUAGCCACUAAGUAUAUUUGGGAGGCAUAUUCCUCCUCUAGUGAGGAAGAGACUUUUAACACAUGUUUUAGUCUCUGAGUAUUCAGCUAGCUCUCUUUGGAUACGCAAAAUCCUUUGAAAGUCAUCAGGGUUCUACGUGGGCACAGAGCUUUUCCCUCACGGGCAGGGCAUGAUAGAGAACGCCCAGGGUGGAUGCUAUUUCCAACAUACAGCUGUUUGCAGCUCACUAUGAGUUCUCCUGGUUUUCGCUGCUGCGCUUUUGAAUCUACAAGCCAAAAGACUGGAACUCGGAUUUAGUUGAGUUGUAAAUAAAAGGAUCUUUUACACUGGCAAAAUGGCCGAUAGUCCAAACUGUGAUUUGAAAUCCCUGAGUCCACUUCAGCUGUUUGAAAGAGUAACUGAGCAAGGAGAGAAAGUCAGAGCACUGAAAGCAGGAAAAGCACCAAAGGAUGAAAUAGAUGCAGCAGUGAGGAUGCUGUUAUCAUUAAAGCUGUCAUAUAAAACAACAACGGGACAAGAUUAUCAGGCAGGCUUACCUCCAACAGACCUUGCAUUAAUAAACAAUGGUACAACUAAAGAAGAGGAUGAGGAUUUUGUGGACCCCUGGACAGUGCAGACAUCAAAUGCUAAAGGCGUGGAUUAUGACAAACUCAUAGUUCGGUUUGGCAGCACUAAAAUUGACACGGAUCUGAUCAAUCGAAUAGAAAGAGCUAUUGGGCAAAAACCUCACCGCUUUCUACGUAGAGGAAUCUUUUUUUCUCACAGGGAUAUGGACCAAAUCCUUCAUGCUUACGAAAAUAAGAAGUCCUUUUACCUUUAUACGGGCAGAGGGCCGUCCUCUCAGGCAAUGCAUGUUGGUCAUCUUAUCCCAUUUAUAUUCACAAAGUGGCUGCAAGAAGUAUUUGAUGUUCCCUUAGUUAUACAGUUAACUGAUGAUGAGAAGUACCUCUGGAAGGAUCUGACAACUGAGAAGGCAUAUGAAUAUGCUAAAGAAAAUGCAAAAGAUAUCAUUGCAUGUGGUUUUGAUGUCAAUAAAACCUUUAUCUUUUCUGAUUUAGACUACUUGGGGUCAAGUAUGGGAUUCUACAGAAACAUCGUCAAAGUUCAGAAGCAUGUUACAUUUAACCAAGUGAAAGGAAUCUUUGGCUUUACAGACAGUGAUUGCAUUGGUAAGAUCAGUUUUCCUGCUAUUCAAGCUGCUCCAUCCUUCAGUUCAUCAUUUCCACAGAUCUUCAAUGGCAAGGAAAACUUACAGUGUCUUAUUCCAUGUGCUAUUGAUCAGGACCCUUAUUUUAGAAUGACCCGAGAUGUAGCACCUAGAAUUGGAUAUCCUAAACCAGCCUUACUGCACUCAGUCUUCUUCCCAGCCUUGCAAGGAGCACAGACAAAAAUGAGUGCUAGUGACCCCAACUCCUCCAUCUUCCUCACUGAUACACCCAAACAAAUCAAGACAAAGAUUAACAAGCAUGCCUUCUCGGGAGGCAGAGAUACUAUUGAAGAGCACAGGAAGUAUGGAGGUAACUGCGAUGUCGACGUGUCUUUUAUGUACCUGACUUUCUUCCUCGAAGAUGAUGACAGGCUUGAACAACUGAAGCAGGCAUACACAAGUGGGGAAUUGCUCACAGGGGAGCUGAAGAAGGUACUUAUUGAAACAUUGCAGCCCAUGAUAGCAGCUCAUCAAGAGAGACGGAAGCAGGUCACAGAUGAAGUGGUGAAGCAAUUCAUGACUCCACGGAAGCUAGCUUUUGAAUUUUGAAGAAAUGCUUAUGUAACUUACCAUUCGAUGAACCAAAAUUGACUGUUGUCUUCUGUUGUAUAUGAUCAUUCCCUAGUUAUGUACAACCUGCAAUCACUGCUUUAUAAAUAUUGCUCUUAGUGAGUUACUUCCUAUGAACAUCAGAGUACAUGAAAAAUUGAAAACUGGACUCGUAGCUACUUAAAAUCAAAGUGUGUUAAUAAAGGCAUUGAAUCUGUACAAGACAGAAUUACCCAAUCUUGCAGUGAGGCAUGUCUGUCAGCACAAGACUGUAUUUUAUUGUAUUUCAUGUUGAAAAUAUAAAUAAAAAUGCCAUUUUAAUGA
Cygnus olor (mute swan) is the source of this 2733-nucleotide messenger RNA. RefSeq names its product tryptophanyl-tRNA synthetase 1 (gene WARS1). The transcript has 11 exons. The record is from RefSeq and is a predicted model, not a curated record. Bases 988 to 2409 code for a protein of 473 amino acids. Gene Ontology annotation, molecular function: ATP binding; tryptophan-tRNA ligase activity. Gene Ontology annotation, biological process: tryptophanyl-tRNA aminoacylation. Gene Ontology annotation, cellular component: cytoplasm. Lineage: Eukaryota; Metazoa; Chordata; Aves; Anseriformes; Anatidae.